AUGGUUGAAGAAGCAGCUUCAGCAUCCGAAGCUUCGGUGACGGAGGUCGUGCAAACCCUAGCCGAGCCUGUGACGGAGAUAGUGCAAACCCUCGAACCUAACCAAGCCUCAAUCGAAGCCACUGUCGAAUCUGCUGUUCAGGGAGGUACUGAAUCGACCUGUAACAACAAUAACGCCGCCGAGAGCGCUGUAACUGAUGUCUCCGACGAGGAUCGUGAGAAGACCCUUGAGUUCGCCGAGGAACUUACGGAGAAAGGUUAUGUCUUUCUGAAAGAGAAAGAUUUCGUCGAAGCGGUCGAUUGCUUCAGCCGUGCCCUCGAGAUCAGGGUCUCACACUAUGGUGAACUUGCUGCUGAGUGCACAAACGCCUACUACAAAUAUGGAUCAGCUCUUCUGGAAAAGGCUCAGGCUGAAGCUGAUCCACUUGGUAUCAUGGCCAAGAAAGAAGCUGAAGAGUCCAGCGAUAAAGAUGGUUCUGUUAAGAGCACUGUUUCAAGUAACCCAGAGAGACAAGGGAGUUCAACUGGGCAAGAAGGUACUAAAGAUGUAGGAGAAGAUGUUGAAGAUCCUCAACAAGAGGAUGACCUAUCUGAUGCUGAUGCUGAUGCUGAUGAAGAUGAGCCUGACUUGGAUGUGGCCUGGAAAAUGCUCGACAUCGCAAGGGCUAUUACUGAAAAACAUUCAAUCGAAACAAUGGAGAAAGUUGAUAUUCUCUGUGCCCUUGCUGAAAUAUCCUUGGAGAGAGAGGACAUCGAGUCUUCCCUGAGUGACUACAAGAACGCACUGUCUAUCUUAGAGCGACUGGUUGAACCUGACAGUCGACACAUUGCCGAACUAAACUUUCGCAUAUGCAUCUGUUUAGAAACUGGAUGUCAGCCUAAGGAAGCAAUACCAUAUUGUCAAAAGGCGAUGCUAAUCUGCAAGGCGCGGAUGGAGAGGCUCACUAAUGAGAUCAAGGGUCAAUCUGGCUCGGCGACUUCAUCAACUGUCUCUGAGAUAGACGAGGGAAUCCAACAAUCAUCCAAUGUUCCCUACAUCGAUGAUAAAUCUGCUUCGGACAAAGAAGAUGAGAUCAGAGACUUAUCUGGUCUGGCAGAAGAUCUAGACAAGAAGCUUGAAGAUCUGAAACAACAAGCAGAGAACCCAAAGCAAAUGCUUGCUGAGCUAAUGGGAAUGGCAUCAGCCAAGGCGAAUGCUAGUGACAAGGUUGCUGCUGCUGGUGAAAUGAGCUCUUCUCGGAUGGGGGCUGCGAUUACUGGGAAAGAGUUAGAGUCGCCUACGGUCUCAACAGCUCACACCGGUGCAGGAGUAGGAGCAUCAUCCGGUGUUACUCAUCUGGGUGUCGUUGGAAGAGGAGUGAAGCGAGUUUUGACAAACGCAACCUCUGCAGAAUCAAGUCCAUCCAAGAAGCUAGCUCCUGAGUCUUCCGACAAAAAGGCAUAG
Thlaspi arvense is the source of this 1443-nucleotide messenger RNA. NCBI's taxonomy places the organism in Eukaryota, Viridiplantae, Streptophyta, Magnoliopsida, Brassicales, Brassicaceae. The record is from the annotation of a GenBank genome assembly.